Molecule: messenger RNA, 4917 nt
Organism: Gryllus bimaculatus (two-spotted cricket)
Lineage: Eukaryota; Metazoa; Arthropoda; Insecta; Orthoptera; Gryllidae
Source: the annotation of a GenBank genome assembly
AAAAAAACAAUUUUAAACACUUUAAAACAUUUUAAACAAUUUUAAACUUCCCCAGGUAGUUACUACUAGCCAGUAUAAAGAGAGAUCUUCUGUUGGACCUUAAAAACAUGUUACUUGAAAAAACAGACCUGAACAACUGGAACUGCAACAACAGCUGCCUUCAGGCUCUGGCUCUCUCCCCACGAUCGGAGACUGUGGACUCAAGGGGUGGUCGGAGUCCUAUGAUUUCACCUCAUCCGUCCCCCCAGUUGCAGCGCCGAGGUACAGUUCCUGUUGCCCCUCCGCCCCCUCUUCCACCACGGCGCUCGUCCCCCACACUUGGGAGCCCAACCAGCUCACCCAGACCACAGCCAGCAGAACCGACUCUUCAAAGGCAGCAUAGUGGGGGAAACGCCCACUCCAUUCAUUAUGCUGAACUUGCAGAUAUAUCGGAGGAGCCUAGCUAUGAAAAUACUGUCAUCAUUCCUGGAAAUCCUGCUGUAGUGAAACAUAUCUACAAUGUAAGUUUUGAAGGGGAACUUUCAUCGAGUCAGAAAACAAAAAAUUCAGAAGCAAACAAAGCGUACCAUGGAGUUCCUGGUAGUCAUCUUGACUCCGGAGGGAGCAGUCGAACAUCGUCCACCCCACGUCACAGCAAGGACUUGGCAGAAACGCAAAAACAGAACCAUCAACGAGCAGGUGUGAGCGAAACCAACGUGGCCUAUGAAAACCUUAAUAUGGACUAUAUUGCCCAACUCAUGUCAGAGGGGUACACUCAAGAUGCUGUUAUACGUGCUCUUGGAAUUACUAGGAAUGAUGUUGAAAUGGCCUGGGACAUUCUUCAUGAAUUUGCAUCCAAAGAAACCACCACAUGAUUAACGGGGGUGAAACGGAAUGAUUAUCGGUAGUGCAAUGGAACGUGUGGUCACAUGUGAAUUGUGUUGAACUUUCGAAAUAUGAAAAUAAAUGCCACUAGUCUAAUGAAUUGUGUGAUAGCACAACAUUCUUGUGAACAUGGCCUUCUGGUUUUGGUAACUGCUGGAGAAGAGAAAGCACCUUUUGAAGAUGAUGUGAGACAACUUAGUUGUGGUGCAGCAACUGUGUAUUUAUACAAGAUGAAAUGUGAUGCUUGAAAUUCCUUGAGAAAAUGUUAAAGAUUUUGCUAUUGUAAUUACUGUAUUUUAACUGUUAAUACCAACUGUGUACCAAUCUUACAAUGUUGUUGAACUUACGGUGGAACUUAACAACUACUGCAAAUAAUACAUACUAUAUAUUGUUCAUGUGUAGGCUGGCUAAUGUCAAGUAAUAAGUAUAUUCUUGCCUGGUAAGAUUUUGUUAUCUUUUAAAUUAUUUGAAUGUUAUGGUUUUAAGACUGAUAAACUUGAAUUCCAUUUGCUAUAAAGCCCGUGAGUAUGAUAUCUGCAGGUCAACCUAGAAAUGAGACUUGUUUGACAAUCUGCAGAUGUAGCUUGAUGCUGCAUUGUGGAGACAGUUUAUGUGCUUCCAGAAAACAGUUGAGGAACAAUCACCCGUAUCUGGGAAUAGAAAUUCAUGAGAUUGCCAGUGAGUGAGUGGUUACCUAAGCAAAUAAUGACCUGUGAUAGGAUACUCUCAGGCUUAUGGGUAUAUUAUCAACUUUUAGACUUUUAUUAGUCAGGCUUGAAAUAAUGAACUGCAUAGGGCUAUAUUUUUAAUAUUCAGUUAUAACUGAUCCCCCAGAAAUAGCCAGUUUUUGUCAAAAUAGAAAAAAACUAUAUUGUUUGCUUAUCUGUGUAUUCCGGCAAGAAUGUCGAGGAAACUGAUGGUAGACUUGCAGAAAUUUGUUAUGCUUAUUGUGGUACGAUUCAUAGCAUUCUGUGUAGUAGGAAAACUUGCAUGAGAAAAGAGAAUUCAAUUUGAGGAUAUUUCUAAAAAUUAUAUUUUCGUACAGUUUGACCUCAAAUCUCUUCAUAAAAAUGUAAUGUUGCAAGUGCAUGUUUUUGACAUUACAAAUAUCAACUGUAUAUGAUAUCAAUGUAGACAUCAACUUAUUUUGCUGAUUUGGAUCAAUUUUGCUGUUGAACAGUUGUACUCUUAACAUCGGAAUUCUACAUCUUUAAACAAUGUUAAAUUUCUGUUUUUUACUGUUCAUAAUGGUCUCUCCAUUUGAUGCAGGCUCAGUGAUCAUCUCUUGAUGUUUACUCAUGGCAUAGAAAAUUUUUCUCGUGUAUGAUCUUACUUGAACUUGAAAUAAGAUAUUCCUGCGUGACCAACCCACUUUUAAAACAAUGUAAAUGUUUUGAAAAUUUGGAUAGUAUGCUCUAAAAAUGUAAUUUUCUAUUUGGAGAUGCAUCGUGUUGUUAAAGAAAGUUAGAAUUUUUUGUGCACAACAGAAAUAAAACAGAAAAAAAUUAUUUUAAGAAAAUAUUGAUAACCUUGAUAUUAUUUGGCAAUCACUGAACUAAUGACGUGAUUGUGACCCCAAAGCAUUUAUUCAGAGAUUCUUUACAUGUCUACCUCUUUACCUUCUUAACAUGUGUAUAAUGAGUACAUUUAAUUUAGGACUGUUAUUUGAUUUGUCUCAGAAGCUAAAACUGAUCAGUUGCAUUGUGAUGGUACCAGAAAAAUGAGUGAAUGAACUAACGAUAUUAAAGCUUGAAAAAAUAAUUAUUUUUUUAGUGGAAAAUCUAUUUAAUUUUAAUCUGUCUGUUUAAAUUAAUCCUGAAAAUUAAAAUCAGAAGCGAAAGUCUUAACUUUAUUCUCUUUCAUUGCAUUGUUCUACAGAUUGUUUUUUAUUAUUACAAUACAUUUUAUAUAAUCAUGUCUCCUUACAAUUUUUGUGUGUCUACAUUAAUUUAUUUUGUUACUGAAGUGUUUUAAGUAUUACUUUCAAUUUUGGAACCUUUUUGGUUAUGUCAUCUAAACAACUAAAUAAAACCAAAAAAUAUUAAUAUCACAUUUGAGUGUGAGAUCUGAGGAUGAGAUGCAACAAAAUUUGUUGAAAUUCAAAUUCAUAUCAUGUACAGUUUGCUUUUUUGUAAGUAAUACUAUGUUAAGGAUGUGUGUGUUUUGUGAAAUUUGAUUGACUGUUUCAUUAUAUUCUGGAGUUGCUCCAAGUUCAGCUUUUCUUGACAGAUACUGUUGGCAAUUCCAAAUGGGUAAGUCUUAGUAGAACCUGGAAAAACAAGUUUACACAUUGUUGACUUUCAAUGCACUGCUGUCAAAAUCCGUGUCCUUAUACUAAAAGAUUUUGAAGUAAGUCUGAAAAAGCUUACUUAAAUAUUUACCUUUGGAACACCAUUUAUUAAAGUUUUUUAGCAAUUAUGUUUAUUUAUUUUCAGUGUGCUAAAUUCAUUUUUUUAUUACAGACAAUCAAGAUUUCUUAUAGUUAACAAUUAUUAAAUGUUUAUUCCGUAAUACAUAAAUGUGGUUAUUUCACAAUGUUUUGGGACAAGGGUGUCCCAUCAUGAGGCAACUACGGAACAAUAAUACAUGAAAUGGCAUUACAAAUUUGCAAAUUGAAGUUCUAAAUUUCACAUUAAUUGCUAAAUUUAAAAUAUGUAUCAUUUUCAACAAACAUAGGAAAACUUAAAAUAAAUAAAAAACUACAUUGAAACACCCACCAAAAUGUUUCAUGUUAGUAACAAGAACACAAGAUAUUGGAGACUCAACAUAAGAGCACCAUUUUACUAGGCUUUUUGAUUACUUAACAUAUGGACUAUGGAUUAAAAAUUGUUAAAAGUAACAAAUAUGGAUUGCCUGUAAUAAAAUGUGAUCGUUUCUUGGAAUGCAUUGGAAAUACAAUUUCGAUACAUUCUUUGUGCCAUGAUCAGCAGUACUUUUAUUAGCCUACGCAAUCUGUUAAGGAAAGCUUAACUAAAGAGUGAAUGGACCAUACCAUUUUCAAAAUGGAGCGAUAAUGUUUCAAUCAGGGUAUAUAUUCACCAUGUAAUUUUGAUUACCUAAGCAGCAAAAGAUUACAAUGGAUGUGUGAGUUAACAUUUUUGUUAUCUCUGCUUGCUUACGGAGGCUGUGUCUGUGAUCAAACAAAAAGUUGCUCAUUAGCAAGCAAACAUUCAAAAUAAAAUUGCAAGGAUGGGUUAUAUUUGAAACUAUGCACUAGUCAGACAAGUACCUUAUUCAUUGAUCAUAGUAGGAACAGUACAACAGGUUGCAUAAAAUUUUUCAUAGUUUAAAAUCCUAAACUUUUAUUGCAUUGCCGGUAUUUUAUGCCCACUCCUAGUAUAUAUGCUGGAAGAAAAUGUUAACAUACCAUCUUUUAAAGUUAUUUACAAAUAAAUACUCAAAUGAGGGUAUUAUGGUUUCGUAUGAUUAGCUGCCUAAGAGCAAUUCAGCUCUUCCAUUUUCUUCUCUCAGAUUUUAAAGCUGACAUCAUGAGAGGUCCAGUGAUCCAGUAGGUAGAUUUAAUAAUGUAGUUAUUUAUUGCAGUUUAUGUAAUCAGUAUGGAUGUAAUGCCAAGGAGAACUGGUUAAGUAAUAUUAUUUUACAACUUUUGUUUUCAUGAGAACCAUAAUUACCAGAGAUACUCAUUAGGACAAUUUGCAGUUUCGUGUCAUAUUUGAACAAUGAAUUUCAAUUGAGUGAAAUUUAAGCUGUGUUUGAUUAGAAAGGCAUUUUUCUUACAAUUUAUUUCUACUGAGUUAAUCAGUUCAGAAAUUAGUUGUAUGAUUUUUUUCAGUCUUAAUUUUUAAAUUAUACAGGGUGUUUCCAUGUGGAGUAGAUUUUGUAGAGAAGAAAAAUAUUUACAGGAGGCUGGGAAAUGUUUAAUUCUGACUUUCUGAGAUAUAAAAAUAAUAAUUCUUCUUAACAUUGUCUCAAACAAAAUUUCCAAAACACGUAUUCAUAUUUGGCUUAAUUCUAUGGAAUCUACACAAUUUUUUCACCAUAUAUUAUUAUUGUUUAAUAAUAAUAAUAAUAAUAAUAAUAAUAAUAAUAAUA